This is a messenger RNA of Osmia lignaria (orchard mason bee), 1071 nucleotides long. The record is from RefSeq and is a predicted model, not a curated record. NCBI's taxonomy places the organism in Eukaryota, Metazoa, Arthropoda, Insecta, Hymenoptera, Megachilidae.
AUGAUACGAGUGGUGGAGCUCACCAUCGAAGAUAUGAGUAGAUGGUACGAGGCCGAGGGCCUGAGCCUCGCCCACCACAAGACGGAGGCAAUACUCCUCACGGGUAGGAAGGUGGCUGGGGGCCUCACAUUCAAAUGUGGUGGGGCGGACAUAAAAACGGCCCGUGCUGCCCGAUACUUGGGUCUGAUUGUGGAAAUGAAUCGGGGUUUCAGGGUGCACGUUGAAACGGCCUGUAGCAAAGCCCUAAAAUACGCGAACACGCUGGCGUGGCUUAUGCCCAAUCUGGGUGGGGCCGGAAAUCUUGCCCGACGGCUCUACUACAAAGUAGUAGAGUCGGUAAUCCUGUACGCGGCACCGCUAUGGGCCUCCGGACUUGAGGUGAGGCUAAAUGUGCAACUACUCACCAGCACGCAACGGACCGCCCUUCUUAGGGUCGCACAGGCCUAUAGGACCGCCUCUGCGGACGCCCUCUGCGUUAUAACUGGACAGGUCCCUAUUGACCUCCUCGUUAGGGAGAGGGAACGUAUUUUUUAUAAGCGGAGAGAGGCGGGUCUACUCACAGUGGAGGGAGUGGCAUCCAUCAAGAAGGAGGCUAGGGCGGCCACAUUGGAGGCGUGGCAAAGCAGAUGGGCGGCUUCAAACAAGGGAAGGUGGACUUUUGCACUUAUCCCCCGCAUCACAGACUGGAUAAGGUGGGGGCCGAGGCACCUGAAUUUCCACAUAACGCAAGUGAUGACGGGCCAUGGAUGUUUUGGCACCUAUUUGCAAAAAAUAAGAAGACAAAAUCACUCGGAGUGCUGGUUCUGCCCGGGCAUGAGCGACAGUCCAGAGCACUUUCUCUUCCACUGUAAGAGGUGGGGGGUGGAGAGAACAUCCCUUCAUGCAGAACUGGGCGUGUCGCUAAAAGCGGACAACUUCAUUGACCUGUUGAGGAAUAAUACAAGGAGAGAUCGAGUGACAGAAUUUGUGGUUAAUGCAAUGAAGGAGAAGGAAGCACACGAGAGGACCCUGGAAAGAGAGGAGAGAGAAGCGAGAGAGGGAGGAAGAAGCUCCAUUAACACAGGAACAUAG